Pecten maximus is the source of this 1550-nucleotide messenger RNA. Its product is annotated as sister chromatid cohesion protein DCC1-like. Gene Ontology annotation, cellular component: Ctf18 RFC-like complex; nucleus; chromatin. The coding region runs from base 176 to 1414 and encodes 412 amino acids. The record is from RefSeq and is a predicted model, not a curated record. Gene Ontology annotation, biological process: mitotic sister chromatid cohesion; maintenance of mitotic sister chromatid cohesion. The transcript is spliced from 12 exons. NCBI's taxonomy places the organism in Eukaryota, Metazoa, Mollusca, Bivalvia, Pectinida, Pectinidae.
UUGUGCAUUGCUGUCUCGGAUUGCUAAAUAUGUUGACAUUUUCCGGAGGCAGAGAAGAAAAGAAUCGGUUGUAUACCGGGCGGUGUCGGGUUUUCCGACCUCUACCGGCUGUAGUUAUGUUAUCAUUCCACACUUCCGGUGAAAAAUUGGCGGGAGCUACAUUUUGACAGCAAACAUGGACACCGAAAUUGCCAAAGUAAACAACGGCGAUCUAAGGUCAUUGGAGGAUAUAAAAUUGGUAAUGGAAUAUGCUAAGAUAGACCCAGCAGAAGUAAAGCCUGCUAUCCAGAGCAUCUACUUUUCAGAGGAGUUGGACAAUGAUGCUGUCAAACUAUUGGAAGUAGAUGACUCUGUGUUGACAGCUCUGGAGACUGGAGAUGAGUUAGUAAUUCGAGGAGAGAAAACUGAAGGUGCAGUGCUGUGUACCGCUGGCAAGACAUAUGACAUAAAGGAGGCAGAGAUAUCCAACUGCAUGCUGUUACUACCAGAGAUGGUUUUGAGCCAGGACCUGCCUGACAAAGGAGAACAAGUCGUCAAUUACAGACAGGUGACCUCUGUAUUACACAACUACUUCGAGCUGCGACCAUGUAAACCAAAGGUGAAGAAGUUGAAGUUGUUACUGGAGAGAAACAUGUACAAUGGCAAGGAGAGUGAGGAGGACGAGGAGCACAUGGCUCAGAAGUACACCUUCCAAGAUCUCCUGAAUUUAGUGCAGGCAAGUGAAGCAGAGAUCACAGUAGCUCUAAAGAAACUACAGGCAUGUAACCUCGAGGGGUAUUGGCGCGUGUUACAUUUUGAUUUCUUAACCCAAGUUCUUAACCAUAUCAUACAACUGUCGGAGGAGAAUGACUGGCUGAAGAAUGGUCUCCCCUUGGAAGACUGCUGCCAGACGUUAGAGGAGCUCUUUCCUAGGCCAGUUAUAGAACAUGUCAUUAAUUGUUAUGCAGACAAAAUCUCCUCAACAACUAAUACUGAAGAUGAAGACUCCCGCAUGGAAAUAGAUACAGCCUUUUACACACUGAAUGAGGACAAAAUAUGCAAAUUCUUUGCUGAGCUGUGUCUUCGAAAUUCUGGAAAAUUUAACCUACAAGAGUUCUUAUCUGUGUGGGAGCAGAGUGUACCAUCAGGGAUGAAGACAUAUCUUCACCAAGUAGAGGGUAUGGCACUGAUCGAUCGUAGCAGUAAGCCGGAGGUCAUAUGGUACUUUCCUGUUGAAAAUCUCCCAGAGGAUGUCGCUGAACGUUUUGAUGCACUCUUCAGGACUCGGGAAAAGUGGACUUUAGAUGAAAUCUCACCAUUUGUUUGUGACCUGACGACAGUGAAGGUAGAUGUAGGAGGAUUACUGCUCAAAUACGCACGUUCUUCGUUACAAAACGGUAUCAAGGUGUUCAACUCCAGAAAAAUUGUCUCAUGAGAGCAUACACCAUAAUUGUAUCUGUUGGCAGCAAGCUUUGUUGGUACGCAUUCCUCAUUACAGGACUAAAAAUUGUGGAACAAUUUGAAUUGUGCUCAACUGAAUUGAUGCCAGGCAAUUAAAUUGUGAAUAGAAA